CGCGCGGAUGCGCGUGUUGGCGGUGGAGUCGUUAAGUAUCUUGGAAAGCCGUGGCAAAAACUCGUUACAAAAAUCAAGUCGACCAAUCAACCUUCAAUAGCUGUCGAAGCCAAUCACCACCGCACCGCCAUGGCUGCCGGCACGCCGUCCCGCCUGGCCCUGAAGCAGACCCCGCUCGACACGUGGUCGACGCGCGAGCACCUGGCGCUGGCGUCUGCCGUGCUGCGCAGCGGCGACCAGAACUGGGUGUCGGUGAGCCGCGCCAUGCGUGGCUUCGCCGACGCCGGCCGUCCAUCCGACUGGCUCUCGCAGAAGAACUGCGCGCAGCAGUACGCGCGCCUCCUCGAGCUGGUGGACGCGCCCAAGCGGAAGCGCGAGCGCGGCGAGCCGAACGAGACGCCGGGGGAGCACAUCGUGCGGCGGCUGCGCCAGGACCGGACCGAAGAACUGCGCCGCCUGGUUGCCGAGAAACGGGCCGCCUACCUGGCGCUCAAGCAGCAGAUCAGCCAGCUGCGCUCUGGCCAGCUGGACUCACAGCUGGACGACAUCCAGCGCCAGAUCCAGGCCGAGAAGGAGGCGGCUGCACUGGAGGAGGAGCGCCGCCGCCAGCGGUUGGCCGAGCGCGAGGCGCAGAAGGUGGCCGUGCAGCAAGCGCUGCGAGCGCAGGUGACCAAGGCGCCCCCGCCGAAGCGGCGCAAGCUGACGCCAGAGCGGCGCGAUAGCAGCCUCUCCGAGGCCGGCUCGGCGUCCGAGCCCGAGUUCGCAGAAGACAGCGCCGCCUCGGACGCGGUGGCGGCCGAGGCCAGCGGCGACGAGGCGAGCAGGGAGGGCGCCGACUCACGCCCGGCGCCCUCUUGCCCGCUGCUCACCUCGCUGCUCCGCUCGCCCUCGGCGUCCUCCGCCGGCUCGCCCACGCUCUCACGGCUGCUGGAGCUGCCGCCGGCCGCGCCGGGCUAUCCGCUGCCACGGCUCAACCUGUUCCCCGACCAGGCGGCCCGCGACGGCGAAGCGACCGCGGCGGAGAAACCGGCCGCAGAGAAGGCCGAGUCCGUGCCCAACAGCCCAGCGUCGGCUGUGCUCAGCGGCGACGACGCCGAAGAGCGACGCGACUAUCGGAUCUGGAAGAAGUCGAUCCUAAUCCUGUGGCGCGAGUUCACGGCGCAUCGGCACGCCUCGAUGUUCGCGCGGCCCAUCACCAACGACCAGGCGACCAACUACCGCGAGAUCGUGAAACACCCCAUGGACCUGGCGCAGAUGAAGCGCAACGUGGAGGCCGGCACGGUGAACACGACGCUGCAGUUCCAGCGCGAUCUGAUGCUGAUGUUCUGCAACGCCAUGAUGUUCAACUCCAGCGACCACGAGGUGCACCGGUUCGCGCGCGAGAUGCAGGCCGAGUGCGUGGAGAAGAUCCAGAUGCUGCUGCUGGCCGACAAGCAGACGAGCCAGCGACGGGAGACGCGCGAGUCGUCUCGCGACGACCUGAAGCGCAAGCGGUCCGGCGACGAGCGACCCACGCCCACCAGGAAGCGACGCUAG
Messenger RNA from Pollicipes pollicipes, 1536 nucleotides. Its product is annotated as bromodomain-containing protein 8. NCBI's taxonomy places the organism in Eukaryota, Metazoa, Arthropoda, Thecostraca, Pollicipedomorpha, Pollicipedidae. The record is from RefSeq and is a predicted model, not a curated record. Gene Ontology annotation, cellular component: NuA4 histone acetyltransferase complex. The coding region runs from base 130 to 1536 and encodes 468 amino acids. Gene Ontology annotation, molecular function: protein binding. The transcript has 4 exons.